GAGCCCGCCUUCUAAUUCUCUUGUCGUCCCUCCCUCCGUCGUCGGCUAGGCCUGCGUCGUGCAGCAACGCGGCGGUGAGGGGGCGGGGCUCCGACGUGUCACGUGGUCCCGCACCUCCCCGGCGCGCGCCCGACCGCCCGCUCGCCCCCGGCCCCGGCUCCUCCUCCUCCUCUUCUCGCCAUUGCAGUUGGACUCAGCAGCCCGGUGCGCACCGCGUGGCUUUUGGGGGGAGACCCCGGCGGGCUGUGGUAGGAGGGCGGCGGCGGCUGCGGUCCGGGAAGGGGACGCCAACAAGAUAGCCGCAGUAUUGAUAACACCAAGGAAAUCUGUCAUAAUUUGAAAAGAUAAGCAAAAUUUGAUUUCCAGACACUACAGAAGAAGUAAAAAUGCGUCCAUUGCGAAUUUUUGUGAAUGAUGAUCGCCACGUGAUGGCAAAGCAUUCUUCCGUGUAUCCAACCCAAGAGGAGCUGGAGGCAGUCCAGAACAUGGUGUCCCACACAGAGCGGGCUCUCAAAGCUGUGUCCGACUGGAUCGAUGAGCAGGAGAAAGGCAGUAGCGAGCACGCUGAGUCUGAGAACUUGGACAUGCCCCCGGAGGACGAGACCAAAGAAGGGGCAGGGGAGCAGAAGCCAGAGCAUAUGACCAGAACCCUGCGGGGUGUGAUGCGUGUUGGCCUUGUGGCGAAGGGCCUGCUGCUCAAGGGGGACUUGGACCUGGAGUUGGUGCUGCUAUGCAAGGAGAAGCCCACGACCGCCCUCUUGGACAAAGUGGCUGACAACCUGGCCAUCCAGCUCACCGCCGUUACAGAAGACAAGUACGAAAUACUCCAAUCUGUUGAUGACGCUGCGAUUGUGAUAAAAAACACAAAAGAACCUCCAUUGUCCUUGACCAUCCACCUGACAUCUCCUGUUGUGAGAGAAGAAAUGGAGAAAGUAUUAGCUGGAGAAACGCUAUCAGUCAACGACCCCCCGGACGUCCUGGACAGGCAGAAAUGCCUUGCUGCCUUGGCGUCUCUCCGACACGCCAAGUGGUUCCAGGCCAGAGCCAAUGGGCUGAAGUCAUGUGUCAUUGUCAUCCGGGUCCUGAGAGACCUGUGCACCCGAGUGCCCACCUGGGGUCCUCUCAGAGGAUGGCCCCUCGAGCUUCUCUGUGAGAAGUCCAUCGGCACAGCCAACAGACCCAUGGGUGCUGGCGAGGCCCUGCGGAGAGUGCUGGAGUGCUUGGCGUCAGGCAUCGUGAUGCCAGAUGGUUCUGGCAUUUAUGACCCUUGUGAAAAAGAAGCCACUGAUGCUAUUGGGCAUCUAGACAGACAGCAACGGGAAGAUAUCACACAGAGUGCGCAGCAUGCUCUGCGACUCGCUGCGUUUGGCCAGCUACAUAAAGUCCUGGGUAUGGACCCUCUGCCUUCUAAGAUGCCCAAGAAACCAAAGAAUGAAAACCCAGUGGACUAUACAGUUCAAAUCCCCCCCAGUACCACCUAUGCCAUUACGCCCAUGAAACGCCCAAUGGAGGAGGAUGGGGAGGAAAAAUCUCCGAGCAAAAAGAAGAAGAAGAUUCAGAAGAAAGAGGAGAAGGCAGAGCCUCCGCAGGCCAUGAAUGCCCUGAUGAGGCUGAACCAGCUGAAGCCGGGGCUGCAGUAUAAACUGGUUUCCCAGGCCGGCCCGGUCCACGCCCCCAUCUUCACCAUGUCUGUGGAGGUCGAUGGCAGCUCAUUCGAGGCCUCUGGACCAUCCAAAAAGACUGCCAAGCUGCACGUUGCUGUUAAGGUUUUACAGGAUAUGGGCUUGCCUACGGGCGCCGAAGGCAGGGACUCCAGUAAAGGGGAGGACUCGGCUGAGGAGAUGGAAGCCAAGCCGGCUGUAGCGGCCCCUCCGCCCGUGGUGGAAACCACCUCGACCCCCAGCGCUGCCUUCACCUCAGAUCCCGCUGCCGAGAACGUAAAACAGCAGGGGCCGAUCCUGACCAAGCAUGGCAAGAACCCUGUCAUGGAGCUUAACGAGAAGAGGCGUGGCCUCAAGUACGAGCUCAUCUCAGAGACUGGUGGCAGCCAUGACAAGCGCUUUGUCAUGGAGGUCGAGGUGGAUGGACAGAAGUUUCAAGGUGCUGGCUCAAACAAAAAGGUGGCAAAAGCGUACGCUGCCCUUGCGGCACUAGAAAAGCUGUUCCCCGACGCCCCUCUCGCCCUCGAAGCCAAUAAAAAGAAGAGAGCGCCCGUGCCUGUCAGAGGUGGACCGAAAUUUGCUGCUAAGCCUCAUAACCCUGGCUUUGGCAUGGGAGGCCCCAUGCACAACGAAGUGCCCCCGCCCCCAAACCUUCGAGGGCGGGGAAGAGGAGGGAACAUCCGUGGUCGAGGGAGAGGGAGAGGAUUUGGUGGUGCCAACCAUGGAGGCUACAUGAAUGCUGGCGCUGGGUAUGGCAGCUACGGGUACGGAGGCAACUCGGCAACAGCUGGCUACAGUCAGUUCUACAGCAAUGGAGGGCAUUCUGGGAAUGCCGGUGGUGGCGGCGGCGGCGGGGGCGGUGGUGGCUCCUCCGGCUACGGCUCCUAUUACCAAGGCGACAACUACAACUCCCCAGUGCCCCCGAAACAUGCUGGGAAGAAGCAGCCGCACGGCGGCCAGCAGAAGCCCUCCUAUGGCUCCGGCUACCAGUCCCACCCAGGCCAGCAGCAGUCGUACAACCAGAGCCAGUACAGCAACUACGGCCCCCCGCAGGGCAAGCAGAAAGGCUAUAGUCACGGCCAAGGCAACUACUCCUCCUACUCCAACUCCUACAGCUCCCCCGGGGGUGGCGGCGGCUCCGACUACAGCUACGAGAGCAAAUUCAACUACAGUGGUAGCGGAGGCCGAAGCGGUGGGAACAGCUACGGCUCAGGCGGGUCAUCCUACAACCCAGGGUCACAUGGGGGCUACGGAGGAGGUUCUGGGGGCAGCUCCUCCUACCAAGGCAAACAAGGAGGCUACUCGUCACAGUCGAACUACAACUCCCCGGGGUCCGGCCAGAAUUAUAGCGGCCCUCCCAGCUCCUACCAGUCAUCACAAGGCGGCUACGGCAGGAACGCAGACCACAGCAUGAACUACCAGUACAGAUAAAGCCCCGAGGGUGAAGAUUUGUACCUUCUGCACUUACCCCUCCUCGUUGUAAGAUUCAGUUUUAUGCAUCACAGUUAACAUGUCUGUGGCCCCCCGGGGCCCCCUCGCCCUACCCCGUCCACGUUGCUGUGUUGUGAGGUGCAGCUGGGCACUCUUGUGACCCGUCCUGUGACCCAUAUUUAGCCGUGUUUGGGACUCUGCGUCUUCAAUGGUUUGUUAGUUGCCAUUACAACUUUGUCUGAGUAGAGUUUUCUGAGUUCUUGCAGUUCAGUAUCCCUCUGUCUAUUUACAAUUGGUGUUAGUGUUAACUCAGUUUGUCUUGAAAUAGUUACAGAAGGGAUACCUCAUCUGUUAAUGCUUUUGUGAAGUGAGUUAAACGAGCUUUCUGUAUUUUAAUGCUUUAGUGUUUCAGUUUUAUAAGUGAAGAUUUUAUUUUAAAAACCAGUGGGAAAGAGUGGGUUUUUUGUAUGUCUGGAUCAUUCAGGCAGUACAUCUGAAAUCAGCUGAAUGUAGACAAAUAAAGAAAAAGAAAGAAAACUCUGCACCGUCGUAGGCCUGGGUGUCUGACCCUCCAGCAGAGCAAUGGGCAGGUUUCUCCACUCUGUUGCCAGCAUGAGAAAGUGAGGCAUGGGUGGCAGGACUGUCCCUGGUCACCAGAGAGGCUCCAGGGUCCAGUUCCAGGCCAGUAGACACCUUACUCUGAGUUGGCCAGGGCCAGCAACCAGUUCCGGUGUCCCAGCAAGUGCCACACCCCGUUCCCGGCCUUCUGCAGUGCGAUCUAGUGGCCCGUGCUGCUUGGGGUUUGCUCACAUAAUUCAGCAUGCUUUGUUUUCUCCAUUCUAAGAAUGGGUGUGGUGUGAGUGCAAUUCAAGUCACCAUGGGGUAGAAUGUUCUGGUGGGUUUGGCAGGUGGAAACUGAUUUGAAAAAGCCCAACUGAAACUGGCUGCAGUACCCCAACAUAGGAGAAAGCCCAGCCACAGAACCGUCUGUGGUGGGGUAGCACUCUGUGACAGCCGCAGCCUUCAUUUCUGGUACUGCCACUGUCCAGAAUUUCAGAGUGCACAGUUGGGGUUCUUGGCAGUGGCCCAGCCCUGUUCCAGCACAUUCCCCUGGAGCAGUAUUCUUAAUCCUGGGCAAUUUUGUAGUGCUUGGGGACAUUUGUCAUCUAGUGGGUAGAAGCCAAGGAUGCUGCAGAACAUUCUACACUUAAAUGUCAGCAGUACGGAGGUGGGGGAGCCCUCCCCAGAGCAGCACUUCUCAACUCUGACCUUCCCAGGAGGUGGCCUCUCUGGGAAGAGCCUCGUGGGCAGGCAAGGCCUGGGACUGCCCCUCUGCAGGGACUUCUCGACUUGCUGCCUUUUCACCCUCAGAACAGGCAGUGUUCGUGGCCUGAGCCCCACCCAGACAGCCCUUUGGCCUCCCAUGCUUGGUUAACCGUGGCCCCUGGGAGAAGCACAAACCAUUCUUGACGCAGGAUCACUCCGCUGAAGCAGAAACUCCAGUGUGCCUUCAGAUGAUGAGGAUUUGCUUUGGAGAAAUGAAAGAAAGGUGUCCUGCACUCGAAAAUAUUGGAAGAGUUGCUUUUUGCUGGUGCAGAGGAGGUCCCAGAUACCAAGUGGUCCAGCCCGUCUGUCAGGAGAGGUGUCCAGUGAAGCCCGUCAGAGGUGGCUCACAGUGUGAACGUUUGGGUCAGCCUGAAGUGCCCUAGGAUCCCUUGAGUGUGUGCACAAGUGGGGAGAGGAGACAGACCUGAGGGAUGGGUACCCACCCUAGCUCCUCCCAGACACAUCCAGGGGCUGGGGGAAAAGACCCACAUGACCUUGGGACCUUAUCUUUGAGAUGAGAGGAUACAGGCUGUGGAUAGAGCCUGUGUCACUCAGAAACCUGCCAAAUGCCUUCAAACUCUACCUGCAUUGUCAACACAGGUCUCCAUCAGUUUCCCAAGCAGCGACCACCACCACAUUCAAAUUCCUGAACAAGAUUCAAUGUCUCAACUGUUCCUCCUCUUAAAGACCCCAGUUGUUGGAUGAGGGCCCACCCUAAUUCAGGAUGAGCUCAUCUCAAGAUCUGAAAUUACACCUACAGGGACCCUAUUUACAAAUGACGUCACAUUCACAAUCAGCGGUUAGGAUUUGGACAUAACCUUUUGGGGGACACUUCAACCCACUACAGGGCUGGCUGAAGGCUUCACCCAACCCCCACCCUGGGCUGUUGGCACAGCCGUGGGGGUUGAUUAGCCAGGACCACUGGUCUGGAUGGACAGCACAGAGCCAGCAGCGUCUUUGCAGCACAGUGGAUACCUGUCCCAAGGGAACAGCUCAUGAGCACAGAUCCCUUGGCACCCCAACUCUGCUUGGGGGCCUCACCGGUGGUGCUGUUACGGUGAUGCAGCUGGCCGAUAGUAGUAUCCAGCCUUCAGGACAUGCUACCCCAAGGAGCUGGGUUCAGGAAGAUGGCUUCUGCCUUGAGCACAGAGAAGGCCUUGCUGCUGGCGCAUCACCCAUUCAGAGCUGACCAAGGCUUUCCCGGGUCUGUUGCCCUUCAAGCCCAGGAAGCCAUCCUGGAGGAGGGCCUCACUGCGCUGCUUCUCCAUCAACUCCUCCUCGGCCAGGACUGUGGUGGGCAACAGCUGGCUGUUGAUGAAGGGAUGCUUUGGCCCACACAUUGCAGGAGGACAGUGCUUGUGCAUCUUUCAGUUACCGCCAGAGAUCACCUGGAGCUUGAGCAGAAAGGACCAUGCAGUUCACAGGCUUAAUCUGAGUUGAUCAAGAUACGGUACUCGGUGGAUAGGCCGGGGGGGUCAGUGACCCGGGACUGGAUACAACACCUCCGAGGGCCCAGGGAUGCCUUUGGAGGGAAGGAAGAAAGGACAGAAGAAAGACGACACAACCGGAACAGCUGGACAUGGGCAUGGGGGGUUGAGAUGGCAUCCGACGGGAAGCGCAGGGCCUUUCCAGGAAUUUGGACUGAUUUUGGGGGGAGGGAUUGGGAAUUGGCUACCUAGGACCAAAGGCGGUCUCUGAGCAGCAAUGGGGCAUAGAUCCAGGAUUUCCACGUCCCCAGAUGAGCAGAGUUACAGGCACCCUGAUGUGUCUGGGCCGAGGUCCAGUCUGACCUGGAAGUUUUCACCGAGCUGCCCAGCUCUGCCCUGGCAGAGAAGCAUUCAGUCCCUCAGACCAUUGACCAUUCUUUCAUAGUCAGCAGGGCCUCUCCACCUGAGGCCUGGCUCUUAUGCAGCUGGGCUUUCAGCCUCAGGAUUCAGUCUCCAAAUGUGAGCCCCAUGUUGGCUGCCCUUAGCAAGCCUUCUUGACCUGGAUGCUCAUUCUAACCCAUUCCAGAAUAAAUGGAAACUUCCUGUGUUCACUGUUU
Molecule: messenger RNA, 6462 nt
Organism: Rhinolophus ferrumequinum (greater horseshoe bat)
Lineage: Eukaryota; Metazoa; Chordata; Mammalia; Chiroptera; Rhinolophidae
Gene: ILF3
Product: interleukin enhancer binding factor 3
Exons: 20
Coding region: 387-3092 (901 amino acids)
Cellular component (GO): precatalytic spliceosome
Molecular function (GO): double-stranded RNA binding; single-stranded RNA binding
Source: RefSeq, a predicted model, not a curated record